AUGGAUCCCAAGAGUGAUGAAGGAAUAUUCCUGGGUUACUCUAUAAAUAGCAGAGCUUACAGAGUCUUUAAAUCCAGAACCAAAGUUAUGACGGAGUCUAUAAAUGUUAUUACUGAUGAUAGAGGAUGGAAUAAUGAAGAAGAUGUAUUAGAAUAUGUUGGAACAUCCUUGUCUGAUAUUCCAACAGAAUCAAAUGAAAGAAGUAUUGAUUCUAAUCCACCUCAAGAAGAUCCCGAGCCUAGUCAUCUCAAUAAAGGGCCUUCAAUUAGAACCCAGAGAGAUCAUCCUAAGGAGCUUAUCAUAGGAGAUAUAAAUAAAGGAGUUACUACCAGAUCAAGAGAAGGGAUAUCAAACUUUUGCUUUGUGUCAAAAAUUGAGCCUAAUAAUGGAUACACUCAAAUUGAAGGAGUUGAAAUUGAUGAAACCUAUGCUCUUGUAGCCAGACUUGAAUCAGCCAGACUACUCUUGGGAAUUGCAUGCAUACUGAAAUUUAAAUUGUUUCAAAUGGAUAUAAAUAGUGCAUUCUUAAAUGGAUAUCUGAACGAAGAAGUUUAUGUGGAACAACCUAAGGGAUUUGUUGAUCCAAGUUUUCCUAAACAUGUGUACAAACUAAAGAAAGCUUUGUAUGGAUUAAAGGAGGCUCCAAGAGCUUGGUAUGAGAGAUUGACAGAAUUUCUUGGUGAGAAUGGAUAUAGGAAAGUGGCAUAG
Molecule: messenger RNA, 708 nt
Organism: Vicia faba (fava bean)
Lineage: Eukaryota; Viridiplantae; Streptophyta; Magnoliopsida; Fabales; Fabaceae
Source: the annotation of a GenBank genome assembly